Messenger RNA from Heterobilharzia americana, 270 nucleotides. Lineage: Eukaryota; Metazoa; Platyhelminthes; Trematoda; Strigeidida; Schistosomatidae. The record is from the annotation of a GenBank genome assembly.
AUGACAGCACUUCUCAUGAAAUCGUUGUCAAUGUUUUGUCAAUCUCAAACAUCUCCAUUUACAUUAGGCCUCGUUUACACAAAUCGUGUUAUUGUUGACAAUGAAGAAAGAAGAGAUUAUCGUCCUCAUAAAUUUGUGUUGCUGCUUCAUUGGUUGAUUAACUUUAUAAAUGAGGUGUUAGCUGUUGUAAAUACUGUCAUAUCAUUGAAUUGUGAAGGUAUUUCAGCAAAUUGUAAAUUAACUUCUAAAAUACACUUGGUCAACAAGUAA